AUGUCAACCUUGGUAGUCUUUGAUCAUAAAUCCAGCAAUCUGUUGGAGAGCGCCAAACACAUGAAUCCUACUAUGUACGAAGUGAUUGCAGAACCAUCCGAUGUCAACAGUCUCCAUGCUACACUAUCAAAUCUGAAUACCAAUAUUAAUGCCGGAGUACUUUGCUUGUAUUAUGAUGAACAAUCCAUCAAUGAUUUACUUGCGGGACGCCGAGAUGAUAUGAUCCAGACGAUACUGUCCUACUUGGUAGAGCGUCUUGAUAUGGUAUCUCAAAGGAGACCUUUGUUUGGUUUACUGAUUGUCACAGACACCUACACACAACCAUGUGUCAUCGAGACAUUCACCUCGACGAUACAAAACAAUGACAAGUUCCUCAAUCUCUUCAAGUGCAAAGGAGCAACGGUCAUCUGUCAGUCACUGAGCACCCGUGAGCUAGAGUUUAACAUCGAGUUAAUCACAAGGAGCAACACUUACGAUUGGGGACACGUUGAUGGCAAUUAUAGUCCUCGCACUCUCUGUGGCAUUACACCAAUAUCUAGCAGAAACAUUGGUCAAAGAAAGUGA
Acytostelium subglobosum LB1 is the source of this 564-nucleotide messenger RNA. RefSeq lists its product as hypothetical. The coding region runs from base 1 to 564 and encodes 187 amino acids. The record is from RefSeq and is a predicted model, not a curated record. The transcript has 3 exons. NCBI's taxonomy places the organism in Eukaryota, Evosea, Eumycetozoa, Acytosteliales, Acytosteliaceae.